AUGGCUCUGGGAGUGCUAAAUCCACAAGUGAAAAGUUCCCUGAGUGGGAGUGCAUUUUUAGACCACAGUUCUGUGGAAGAACAGGAAGCUCCACCUCCACUCCGCAGCUACCUUUGUUUGACCAUAUUCACCUGCUUUUGUCCCGCACAGCCUGUCAACAUUUUGGCCCUGGUCUUCUCUAUCAUGUCUAGGAUCAGCUAUGAUCGUGGUGACUACGAUGACUCUCGGAGGCUGGGCAGGAAUGCCCUGUAUGUUGCUGUUGCCUCCAUCAUCAUCGGCCUUGUCAUCAUCGCCACCACCUGCAUUGUGCAUUUUACCACCUUUUAGUGCUGUAGAAGUGG
Scomber japonicus (chub mackerel) is the source of this 341-nucleotide messenger RNA. Its product is annotated as transmembrane protein 233. The coding region runs from base 1 to 327 and encodes 108 amino acids. The record is from RefSeq and is a predicted model, not a curated record. The transcript has 3 exons. NCBI's taxonomy places the organism in Eukaryota, Metazoa, Chordata, Actinopteri, Scombriformes, Scombridae. Gene Ontology annotation, cellular component: membrane.